CUUCCGGUCUCAGGGCACUCUAACAGUUGCCAUGGUGAUAUACGCUGCAGUCUUCCUCCUGGGGUCCGUCGUCCAAGCCCAACAGGGCCUGUACAAAGUGUGGUUCGAGGGUGUCACGCCCUGCGGUAGUGGACUGGACAGUCUGGUGGACGUCUCUUCUAUCAAGGCGUCCCACUACAAUCGCACUACCCUAACCAUCCAAGGGAACCUCAAUAUGCUGCAGACCGUCGAUGAAAAGACAAAAAUGAGACUAAUCGCCCUUUCAAAGAACAGUCACGGCACGUGGACCAAGUCGAUGGUGGACACCAACGUAGUGACAGUCUGUGAGUUCAUCAAGACUUACGACCAUCUAAUACGUUAUGUUACAGAUGAGACUAAUCGCCUUUUCAAAGAACAGUCACGGCACGUGGACCAAGUCGAUGGUGGACACCAACGUAGUGACAGUCUUCACGGCACGUGGACCAAGUCGAUGGUGGACACCAACGUAGUGACAGUCUGUGAGUUCAUCAAGACUGACGACCAGCUAAUACGUUAUGUUACAGAUGAGACUAAUCGCAUUUCAAAGAACAGUCACGGCACGUGGGACCAAGUCGAUGGUGGACACCAACGUAGUGACAGUCUAUGA
Molecule: messenger RNA, 625 nt
Organism: Homalodisca vitripennis (glassy-winged sharpshooter)
Lineage: Eukaryota; Metazoa; Arthropoda; Insecta; Hemiptera; Cicadellidae
Exons: 4
Coding region: 32-625 (197 amino acids)
Source: RefSeq, a predicted model, not a curated record